Poecilia latipinna (sailfin molly) is the source of this 7828-nucleotide messenger RNA. It is a transcript of the gene obscna, whose product is annotated as obscurin, cytoskeletal calmodulin and titin-interacting RhoGEF a. The transcript is spliced from 32 exons. The record is from RefSeq and is a predicted model, not a curated record. Lineage: Eukaryota; Metazoa; Chordata; Actinopteri; Cyprinodontiformes; Poeciliidae. The annotation marks the transcript as partial.
CACACCACAAAAACACUAAGCGUAUUGUAGGUUGUCAACUUUAGAGACCUGGAUGUAGCAAACAAACUUGGACUUACUUUUUACUGGUUAAGCUUUUUCCGUUCAACUUGAAGGCUUUGUAUAAGGCGGGAUUGACAGAUCUGAUGUCAUAAUGGAUCAUUUGUAAUUUUCCUGAGGCAACAAGAUGGAUGUAAGGACAUUCUAUCUGCAAGUUUAGAUUCCUUGUAGAAAGUAAAUAAACAUCCAUCAUCCUCUGGAGAUAUGGGGGACAAUAAAACUGGAGGGAUUGUUGCAGCUGCAAUGAACCGACUGAAAGUGGUGAAAGGAUUGGAGGAUGUGGAGGUGUCCGAGUGUGAGAGUUGCUCCUUUGAGGUGACUCUUAACCUGGCUUACAUAGAAGGCGUUUGGAUCAGGGAUGGAGUGCAGGUUAAGUCGAAACCAAGUUGUCGCAUCAGCACGCACGGGAAGAAACACUGCCUCAUCCUGAACCGAGUGGCUUUGGGAGAUGCUGGUUUAUACUGUUUCCGGGCCAGUGAGGUUGAGACAUCAGGCAGACUCAUUGUUAGAGCUAGAGAUAUAUAUAUUGUGAAAGAGCUGGAGGAUGUGGAUACGCUUGAGCGUCAACCCGUUAGUUUUAUAUGUGAAGUCAAUCAGGUGGAUGUGGAUGGUCGGUGGUAUCGUGAUGACUGCAGAAUCCGACCUGGAGACAACAUCAAGAUAAGACAUCAGGGUAAAACUCAUGCUUUGCUCUUCAAGUCCGUCAGACCAGAACAUGCAGGUGAAAUCAGAUUCACUGCAGAGCGAGUGUCAUCUUACGCCACUCUUACAGUAAAAGAGCUGCCAGUCCAAAUAGCUCGACCACUGAGGGUCAAAAUUGCCAUGUAUCGCCACAGAGGUUUACUAGAGUGCCAGGUGUCACGGCCUAAUGCUCAGGUCAGAUGGUACAAGAACAGGAAGGAGCUCCUGCCCUGCAAGAAGUAUCAGCUAAUCAGCCAGGAUGUCUACAGGCAGCUGACCAUCGAAGAUGUUCGCUCUUCAGAUGAAGACACCUACACAUGUGAUGCAGGGGAUGACAAAACGUCAUGUCAACUUUUAGUAGAGGAGCAAGCCAUCAGCAUAGUGCGGGGGAUGAAAUCUGUGGAGGUGAUGGAGCCGAAGCCUGCACUAUUCCAGGUAGAAACCAGUCUAAAGUCUGGGAGGCCCCCGAAGUGGAUCCUAAACAGUGAGGUCCUGGAGCACUCUGCAGGAGUGAACAUUGACCGGCAGGGGAACCUCCACAGUCUCUGUUUCACAAGCACAGACAGCUCCAUGUCAGGGCCUGUGGUGUUUGUGGCUGGGAAGAGCCGUUCCACCGCUCAGCUUUCUGUGAAGGAGCGACCUCUUGAGGUUGUUCAGCACUUAGAUGAUGUGGAGGCAAGGGAGAGCAGCUCUGUGAGUUUGUGCUGUGAGUUUGCCCCGUCUCCCCGAGUCGUGCGGUGGUUUAAAGGUCGCACCGCUCUGAAGAUCUCAAACAAAUACACCAUGAAGAGAGAGGGGAAACGAGUGGAACUGAUCAUUCACGGCCUGACGGGGACUGACGCAGGACAGUACCGCUGCAUGGCUGGAGGUUCACAAAGCACAGCACAGGUCAAGGUUGAAGCAAAAACAUUGAAGCUGGUCAAGCAUCUUGAGCCUGUUGACAUUGAGGAAGAUGGCACUGCCACUUUUUCAUGUGAGCUCAACUAUGUUGUUGCCAAUGCCGAGUGGCUGGUUAACAACGUCCGCCUCAGCGCUAACGCCAUCAACCGGAUCCAUCACAUGGGCACAAUGCACAGCCUCGUGAUGCAAAAGCUUAGACCACAGGAGAGUAGGGUCACAUUUAAAGCAGGCCUUCUCAAUGAGACAACCAUCUUAAAGGUUAAAGAACGCCCGGCAGUGUUUCUUAGGUCUUUGGAGGAUGUCGUUGGAGAAGAGCAAGGGGAGGUCUGCUUGCAGUGUGAAAUCUCUAAAGAUUCAGUAACACCUCUCUGGAGGAAGGAUGGAACUGUCCUGACAUCUGAUGAUAAACAUGAGUUUGUACAGUGCGGGAAGUCCAGGGCACUGAUCAUCCACUCACUAAGCAAGAACGAUGCUGGACAGUACACUUGUGACCUGGGCACCAGUCAGUCCAAGGCUAAAGUUACAGUACAUGAUCUACAUGUUACCAUUGUUCAGCGGAUAAAGACAGUAUCUGUUCUGGAGAGUGAAAACUGUACUUUUGAGUGCCUUCUCUCUCAUGAACUGGAUGAUGAACCCAUUUGGACCAUCAACGGUCAGGUGGUGGUUACCAACAGUCGCAUUCAGCUUGUCCACAACAAUCGCAUCUAUAAGAUGGGGAUUAGAGAUGUCGUACUCUCUGACGCUGGUGACGUUGUCUUCACAAUUAAAGACCUGAGUUGUAGAACCAUGUUAUUUGUGAAAGAGAAGCCUGUGCACAUCUUCAGGGACCUGCUCAAUGUAAAGGCUGUACCUGGGGAGGACGCUGAGCUGAGCUGUGAAAUCACCAAACCAGAAGCCACCAUUCGGUGGCUGAAAAAUGGACGUCCUAUCAGGCAGAGCCCUAAAUAUGAGAUGAGCAUUGAGAAGAACCUGGCACGCCUGGUGAUCAAGAAUGCCUCCAUCAGAGACUCUGGUGAAUACUGCUGCGAGGCUGAUGGUGUUGCAUCCCGAGCCAAGGUGGAGAUCAGAGAACUUCAGCACACUUUUGCAAGGGAGUUGAGAGAUACUCGAGGAGAAGAAAAGGGUAAAGUGACACUGGAGUGUGAAACCAGGCGGCCUGCCAAGCGUGCGACAUGGCUAAAGGGCAUGGCGGAGCUCAGACCUGGGAAGAAGUACGUCAUCAAACAGAGGGGAGUGGUUCUAUCCCUUACCAUCACCUGCCUAGAGAAAACAGACACGGAUAUUUAUGUGUGCGAUGUUGGUACCAUGCAGAGCCGGGCACAACUUACUGUGCAGGGUCAGAAGGUGAUAAUCUUGGAUGAAUUAGAAGAUGUGGAGUGCCUCGAAGGUGACACUGUAACAUUCAGGUGUCGAAUUUGUCCCGAUAACUAUUGGGGGGUCAAGUGGUAUCUGGACGAGACUCUGCUUUAUACUAAUGAGCUCAAUGAGAUCCAGGUGACACCGGGAGGUUUCCACACCCUUACAUUUAGACAACUUGCCCGUAAAGACACUGGUACUAUUUCGUUUGUAGCAGGGGACAAAAGAUCUUAUGCCUCACUGCUAGUUAGAGAGAGGCGUCCUACCAUCAUCAAAUCACUGGAAGACUGUGAGGCUUUUGAGGGAGGAGGCUUAGUUUUGUCUUGUGUGACUUCCAAGCCAUGUCACAUCUUGUGGUACAAAGAUGGCUGCCUGAUGUGGCACUCCUCCAGAUACUUCACCACCCAUUCUGGCUGUGAAGCCCGACUGACCAUUCGAGAGGUCAGCAACAGCGAUGCUGGAGUGUACGAGUGCAGUGCUGGCUCAGUCACAACCACAGCUGUCGUUACUGUCAAAGCCAUCCCAGCAGAGUUCACCCAGCCUCUGCAUGCUGUGGAGGCCAAAGAAGGAGAGGCUGUUACACUUACCUGUGAAUAUUCUUUACCUGGAGUCCAGUUUCAUUGGAGGAAAGGUUUUGAGAACAUCCGACCUGGAGAAAAGUAUGUCAUGAAGCAGAGGAAAACCAUCAUCUCUUUCACCAUCAGAGCACUUCUGCCUGAGGACUCAGGAGAGUACACAUGCCAUUGCAGGCAACACCAGACGACAGCCAGUCUCAAAGUGCAUGCUAUUCCCAUUACAUUCGUUCAGAAACUGAAGAACCUACAAGCUGAGGAGGGCAGCAGUGUGAUAUUGCGCUGUGAAAUUUCUAAGCCUGGAAUCCCAGUAGAAUGGAGGAAGGAGCACGAACUGCUGAGGAACGGUGUCAAGUUCCAGAUGAGGAAAAGGGAGACCACUUUGGAGCUCCUGAUUUGGAAACCUGCACCUGAGGACAGUGGGGUGUACAGCUGUGAGUGUGCUGAUCAGAUGACAUCUGCCACAGUCAAGAUCACCGCUCUGCCAGUCACCUUCAAACAGAAGCUGAGGAACGUGUUGAUUGAGGAGGGCAACACCGCCACAUUUCGUUGUGAACUCUCCAAGCCUGGUCAAACUGUAGAGUGGAGGAAAAGUCGAGACAGAGUCAUCAGGAAUGGAGAAAAGUAUCACGUGCGACAGAGAGACACUCUUACUGAACUCAGGAUCAUUGAUGUGUCUCCUGAAGACAGUGAUAUCUACACUUGCAUCUGUGGAAGCAUUGAGACAACAGCCACCCUGACUGUAAAUGCCAUUCCUGUGACCUUCAAGCAAAAGCUGAAGAACCAGCAAGUGGAAGAAGGACACAACAUCACACUGCAGUGUGAGAUUUCAAAAGCUGGUGUCCCAGUUGAGUGGAGGCUUGGAGGAGAGCAGUUGGAGAAUGGAGAGAAGUACCAGAUAAAGCAGAGGGAUUCCACCCUGGAACUGACCAUCAGGGAUGCUGUGCCCGAGGACAGCGGCAUCUACACCUGUGUGUGCAGAGAGCAGAAGACAAAGGCCACUGUAAAAGUCAUUGCGGUUCCUGCCACAUUUAAAGUGAGUAUGAAGAGCCAAGAGGUGGCAGAAGGAAAUAGCGUGACUUUACAAUGUGAGCUGUCAAAGAAAGGAGUUCCUAUUCAGUGGCUGAAAGAGGGUCAGGUGCUGUCUGAAGAGUUAGGCCGUAAUAAAUACCAGAUAAAGGUUGAAGGAAGGAAAGCUUCAAUGACUAUUGUCAACGCACAACCAGAUGAUGCAGGGAAGUACAGCUGUGUUACUGGUGAUGAGAAAACCACAGCAGAAAUCAGAGUCAAAGCGCUUCCUGUCACAUUCAAACAAGAACUCCAGCGCCUGUCGGUCAAAGAAGGAGAGUGUGGAGUUUUCUGCUGUGAGCUCUCCAAAUCUGGAGCUGCUGUGGAGUGGAGAAAAGGCAGAGUGAUCCUGAAACCAGGAGAGAAAUAUGAAAUGAAGCAGGAGGGCCAUCUAACCAAACUCAUUAUAAACAACGUGGAGGAAAGCGAUGCUGGCAAAUACACCUGCAAGACUAAACACAGCCAAUCCAGUGCUGAGCUCAGAGUGCGAGAAUCACCUGAGCGCAGACGUCAAAGAGAUCUCCCUCCACGCUUCAAGUUACUAUUAGUUAACCAGGAGGUCACAGAGGGCAAUGCUGUGGCUCUGCACUGUGAGCUCAACAAGCCUGCUAACUCUGUGGAGUGGAGGAGAGGAGGACAGCUACUCAGGAAUGGAGACAAGUACCAGAUGAGGAAAAAAGACCUGCAGGUGGAAAUGAAGAUCACAGACCUCACAGUGGAGGAUUCUGGAGAUUACACCUGUGUAUGUGGGGAAGAAAGGACAACAGCUCAGAUCACAGUGAAUGAAAGGCCCAUUAAAUUCAUUCAAGAUCUGAAGAAUAUUCAAGUACAGGAGGGAAACGGCGUGGCACUCUGUUGUGAGCUCUCCAAACCGGGCUUCCCAGUGCAGUGGAAGAAGGGUGACGUCGUGCUCACCAGCGGUGAGAAAUACCAGAUCAGGCAAAACGGCUCCAAGCCAGAGCUUCUCAUCAGGAAAAGCCUCCCAGAGGACAGCGGCUCUUACAGUUGCAUUUGUGAUGAUGUCAAAACUACAGCAAGUGUUGCAAUUACUGCAAUCCCAGUGAUAUUCAAGCAAAAACUUAAGAACCAGGAAGCAGUGGAGGAUGGUUGUCUAACAUUACGCUGCGAACUUUCCAAACCUGGACAAGCAAUAGAGUGGAGGAGAGAUGCACAACUUCUGAAGGAUGGAGAAAAAUACCAGAUAAAGCAGGAGGGCCGAGCAGCAGAGAUGCUGAUUAGAACUGUAACUCUUGCAGAUGCAGGAGAAUACAGCUGUUGUGCUGGGACUGCUGUGACUUCAGCUGACAUCAAAGUUAGAGCUCUUCCUGUGACAUUCAAGAAAGAAGUUGAGAAUUUGGAGGUGAAGGAAGGAGACAGUGCAGCUUUCUGCUGCGAGCUCUCCAAACCCGGCGCUCCGGUCGACUGGAGAAAAGGCAGAGUCAUCCUGAAGGCUGGUUACAAGUAUGAGAUGAAACAAGAGAGAGGUCUCACCAAGCUGAUCAUCAACAACGUGGAGGAGAACGAUGCCGGAAAAUACACAUGCAAAACAGAGGACAGUCAAUCCACCGCUGAGCUCACAGUCAAAGCUCCGCCCGUCACAUUCAAAACAAAGCUAAGGAACCAGCAGGUGGAGGAGGAAAACAAUGUGACGUUGAGCUGUGAACUGUCAAAGCCCGGCCUCGCUGUGGAGUGGGCAAAAGGGAAAGAGCUACUGAAGAGUGAUUUCAAGUACCAGAUUAAAAACCGAAACAGCAUCAUGGAGCUGACCAUCAAGAACACCCAACUGGAGGACAGCGGGCUCUACAGUUGUAUGUGUGGAGAUGUCAAGACCACAGCGCAUGUCACAAUUACACCCAUCCCUCUAACAUUCAAACUGGGUCUGAAGAACCAGGAGGCUCCGGAGGGAGGGAAAGUGUGUCUGCGCUGUGAGCUGUCCAGGGCCGGGGUGCCCGUGCAGUGGUGGAAAGGGGAGGACCAGCUGUACCACGGAGGGAGAUUCCAGAUGACACAGAGAGGGAACAUGGCUGAGAUGACCAUCAGAAACAUACAACCAGAGGAUGUUGGAGAAUACAGCUGCGUAUUUGGAGGUCAAAAGACAACAGCUGAAGUCAACGUGAGAGCUGCAGCAUCUGUGUACUUUGAGAAGGAACUAGAGAGCCAAGUGGUUACGGAGGGGAAAUCUGUGCUCAUGUCCUGUGAAGUUUCUAGUGCUAAUGUUCCUGUCACUUGGAAGAAAGACGGCACUGUGGUGGAAGACGGAGAGCAUUACAUAGUGAGAAAAAAUGGCCCUUUGCACACUCUGGAGAUUAAGAAAUUGCAGCUGGCGGAUGCUGGAGAGUACUGCUGCAUCACCAGAGGAAAGAAAACCACUGCCAAACUGAUUGUGAGGGAGCGUGUCAAGAUUGUGAAAGAACUGCAGGACCUAACAGUGACAGCUGGAGAAGACGCUGUGUUUGUGUGCGAGCUGACCCAUGCAGACGUGAGCGAGGGCAUGUGGUGGCUUUGUUCGAGCCCCCUGCAGAAAAACGAGAUGAACCAGAUGACGUGCCGUGGCCGCCAGCACCGCCUCGUCCUCACCAUGACGACACCAGAGGAGACCGGCAACGUAGCAUUUGUAGUUGGGGAGGAAAGGACCUCUGCAAAACUGUUGGUUCUCCCUAAGCCCAAAGUUUUGUUUGAGGAGAAACCCAAAGACACUGUCAUCAUGGAAGGAGAGACAGCUUUCCUGUCCUGUGCUACAUCUGAUUGCAUCACCAUGGUUACCUGGAAGCGCAACCAUGUCCCACUUCGAAGUGGUGAUAAAUAUGAGAUGCGCAAGGAGGGUAAAGUCAAUCUGCUUCUUAUCCAUGAUGUGGAGCCCCAAGACACUGGCAUAUAUUCCUGUGAUACCGGAGAUGUGCAGAGCAGUUUCAAGCUGACUGUAACAGAACUUCCUCCAUACUUUCAAGAGGAGCUACAAAGUGUAGAAGCUGAAGAAGGAGGCUCGGCCUGCCUCUACUGUGAGAUAUCUAAACUAGGAGUGCCGAUUCAGUGGAAAAAGGACAGGCUGCCGAUAAGAGCCGGCAGGAAGUAUGAGGUGAGGCAAGAUGGCUGCUUUCUCCAGCUUUACAUCAAAGAUCUUAAACCUGAGGACAGCGGCAGCUACACGUGUCAAGCAGGGAGUGCAGAGACAAGUGCAACUGUGUCUGUAAGAG